Molecule: messenger RNA, 1974 nt
Organism: Oreochromis niloticus (Nile tilapia)
Lineage: Eukaryota; Metazoa; Chordata; Actinopteri; Cichliformes; Cichlidae
Product: ankyrin repeat domain-containing protein 46
Exons: 10
Coding region: 285-1265 (326 amino acids)
Molecular function (GO): protein binding
Source: RefSeq, a predicted model, not a curated record
UCAUGUGACUAAACAGGAAAACAAAGAAUUUGUACAGCUUUUAUUUUUUUCUACUAACAAAGAAGUAAAACUCAAACAUACCAUAUAUCAUUCUCGUCUGCUUGAACCUUGGGUCAACACCUGAACGUGGACUGAGGUGGAACUCUACCAUCUCCACCCACUGAUAAGAUGAACCAUAAACCUUUGAGCUGCAACACGUCACCAUCAGCUGACUUUAAAGGUUUGUUUUCGUCAACUGAAACCAGCAGAGAGCUCAGAGGUCCAUCAGCUUUAACAGAAGCAGGAUGAAGAGAGGAGCCCAGGUUGGUCUGGCAGGUCUGUGUAAUACUGGACUGGAGCUGGAGGACAUGACAGGAAGAACCGUCCAGGAAUCUGGGUGUCCGCAGGGAUCCAGGUCCUCGGUGUCAGCAGCAGCUUGGUGGGUGUCUUAUUACAGAGGUCGGUGGAGGCAGGAAAGAAGAAAGCUUACAGGAUUUCAGGUAGAGGUCAAAUACUGUGGUCUGGCUGAGGAUGAUGAAGAUGACAAAGAGCAGAGGGACAAAACAGACAACAUCAACAAAAACCAACAACUCAACAAAAAACUGCUCGAUCACUUCAGACACCUGGCUGCAUCCAACCAGGACACUGACCAGGUGGACCUUCAGCUUCUGGACCGGGCGAUCUCAGACGGAGCUGAUCCAAACGCCUCAGACAGAUAUGGACAGACCGUCCUGCACGAGAUCUCCAGAGCGUGGAGAGUGGAUGUGAUGCGGUUCUUCCUAGACCGGGGCUCAGACCUCCUGCGCCCGGAUCAGUUUGGAGUCACUGUGCUGCAUGUGGCCUCGGCGCUGGACUAUCAGGGCAUGAUCCAGUUCCUGCUGGACCGAAAAGCUGAUCCGGAGGCUCGCACCUUUCUGGACCAGCAGACCCCGCUUCACUACGCUGCAAAGAACGAUGCCAUUGGUUCGAUCAGGCUUCUGCUGCAGGCCGGAGCCUCCAUCGGCUGCACCAACUACAAACACAGGACACCGCUGCAGCUCGCCGCUAACGCAGCUGCAGAUGGUGAUUCAGGAGGAGAAACUGGAUCUCAUCAUGAAUCCCAUCUUCCUCAAACUGAUCCAGGUCAAAUGGAAUCUCUACGGCAGGACUGGUGGCGUGUCCUCUUUGUGGUCCUGGCGCUCCUGUUGACCCUAGAGGAAGUGCUAAGGGAGGUGUGGGACACCCUGCGCUCAAGGAAGAAGCUCCACCUCUGGCAGCAGUUGGUGAAUGACAGGGGAUUUCUUUAAAUCACCCCGUAGUUCUUCAGCUAAGAUUCUUGAGUUAGAAAACACAAACACUGCAGUUGUCUUUCACUCGCGAGGGGCAGUCAUGGAACACAAGAUCUCCGCCUCAUGACUGUCUGCGUCCUUUAUUUAUACAAGAUUGUUCUGUGUGUGUGUGUGUGUGUACAAAGAUAACAACGUCACUCAGAGCAGCAGGUUUUUCCCUUUUCUACAUCUGUAUGUUCUUGUAAAAGAGCUUAGGUUUCUUUUCUCUACAUCUAAAUGUUCUCUGAAAACAGGAAGCGGUUAGUAGCUGAAUAAGUUCAUCACACAAGUUACUAGGUGAAAAGUCACGUAGACAUGUGCUUAAUGAUAUAUGAAAGAAUACAUUUCAUGUAGCUGAUCACAUACACAAUUUUCUUCUGACAGUGAAGCAUCGUCUCCAGAGUGACCUGAGCUGCUCACAUCCCAUGUGGCCACAGGAGAGAGAGUUUCUACUGAACCAGUUCAAACUGGUCGACAGGAAGAGAGGAAGCUACUGCCGGGACCUAUGGAGGAGAGCGGAACACUGGACUGCAGGACGCACGGGGUGUGCGUAGGCACAGGGGCAGAGAGCACGGGAUACCAGCACUUAGGAGAAGACACGUCACGGGAGUCAAGGGAGCACUCAGGAGAUUUAUUGUGUGGUGUACAUUUACCUCACUGUAAAUAAAUGCACUGCUCAUUCCACUAA